GUGACCAGCUCCUCCCCGUGGCCUGUGGCGGGGUCGCGCACGCCGGGCAGACUGUCGAGCAGUGUGAGUGAGGAGUUGCAGUGGAUACCCCGGGGCUGUGCAGAUUUGGCCCUCACUGAGCAGAAGACGUGGGCGACGUAAGGACAGGCCGGAGCUGGGGCUUUGCCGGGGGAUCCGGCUGGAGGGGGCUGAGCUGCUGGCAUUACAGCGAGUUCCUCGGGACUGAAAUCCAUUCAAGUUAUCCUUGAAUACAGUCUGGCAAAAGCGGUUUACAUGCUCAGGAUAGCAGAUUGGUUAAGUAUUUAACAAUCAAAGACCCAUCAUGCGCGAGUACAAGCUCGUGGUCCUUGGUUCAGGAGGUGUUGGAAAAUCUGCCUUGACAGUACAGUUUGUGCAGGGAAUAUUUGUGGAAAAAUAUGAUCCUACAAUAGAAGACUCCUACAGAAAGCAAGUGGAAGUAGAAGGGCAGCAAUGUAUGCUUGAAAUUCUCGACACAGCCGGAACAGAACAGUUCACGGCGAUGAGAGAUUUAUACAUGAAGAACGGUCAGGGAUUUGCACUCGUAUAUUCUAUAACUGCACAGUCCACGUUUAAUGACUUACAGGACUUGAGGGAACAGAUUUUACGAGUCAAGGACACCGAAGAUGUUCCCAUGAUUCUGGUGGGCAAUAAAUGUGAUUUGGAGGAUGAGCGGGUAGUUGGCAAGGAACAGGGACAAAACUUAGCCAGACAGUGGAAUAACUGUGCCUUUUUAGAAUCUUCCGCAAAGUCGAAGAUCAAUGUAAAUGAGAUCUUUUAUGACUUGGUCAGACAGAUAAAUAGGAAAACACCAGAGGAAAAGAAGAAAUCUAAAAAGAAAUCGCUAUGUCUGCUGCUUUAGAGCAUCUUUAAGCAGCAGCUCUGAGCCAGAGUUCAGGAAUGAAGAACUGUUGCCUAGUUGGAAGUGCCAGCAUUCCAAACUGUAAAAAAGAAGAAAAAUUCAAAAAGAAAACCCCAACAUAAAUUAACAUAUCUUAAGAGGCUCCUUCUGUUUUAUAUAUCAUGUGAAGAACUUAGAUCUACAAUACUGUUUGCACAAGAUUCCCUGCAAAUGAAUUAGCUGUGUUUUCCUCCGAAACCAAGACACAAUCGUGUCUUCUAUUGCAAUAGUGGUUAUCACAGAUGUGAAAAUAAACAGAUAUACUUGACUCGAUUCUGAAUGAUUAUACAAAAGAGCAUGAAUGCAUUUCAAAUGUUAGAUAUUGCUAGUCUAAUUACCUUUAAUUAUUUUCAUAUUGACUUUCUUCCAGAUCCUUUUUCCUAGUCAUGCCUGUGUCAAGCACUAAAAAUAAUACAAAUCCAGCCAUUUAUAGUUUUACUUUAUAAAUAUAUAGAGUUAUAUAUAUAUUCCCCUUAAUGAACUCAAUGGGGCUAAUACCUUUUUGAGUCACAGUGACUUCAUUUUAUAUUUAAAACUUAUGGAUUUAUCAUUACUUCAUCUUGUCAUUAUAUUCUAAUUAAAACAUUUUUUGUGCAUAAUGCUUUUUGGGGCGGGAAGGGAAAGGUAGGGUCUUUUAUAGGAAAACCAAGAUAACUGAUUUCUAUGGAUUUCAAAGCUGAAAUAUAUAAUAUACUAAAACAACUCUAAUAUUGCUUCUUGUGUUUUACUGUCACAAAUUAAAUUACAGCUUUUAUGAAUGAUUAAAUUUUAGUACAUUUUCA
Messenger RNA from Pelobates fuscus (common spadefoot toad), 1701 nucleotides. RefSeq names its product RAP1A, member of RAS oncogene family (gene RAP1A). Gene Ontology annotation, cellular component: plasma membrane. Gene Ontology annotation, biological process: Rap protein signal transduction; cellular response to cAMP; negative regulation of synaptic vesicle exocytosis. Gene Ontology annotation, molecular function: GTP binding; GTPase activity; GDP binding. The record is from RefSeq and is a predicted model, not a curated record. The transcript has 9 exons. Lineage: Eukaryota; Metazoa; Chordata; Amphibia; Anura; Pelobatidae. Bases 323 to 880 code for a protein of 185 amino acids.